CUACGUGUUGUGUUCGAUGGCUCGUGUCCUAGUACAUCAGGCUAUUCUCUAAAUGAUAUUCUCAUGGUGGGUCCAACCGUACAAGAUUCUCUUUUCUCCAUCUUGAUAAGGGCGCGUCAAUACAAAUACUUACUUACCGGUGACAUCGAGAAGAUGUACCGACAAGUUGAAGUUGCUGAAGAAGACCGAAAGUUACAACUUAUAUUGUGGAGGGAUGACGAAUCUAAACCCAUUCAAACGUUGCAAUUGAAUACUUUAACUUACGGCCUUGCAAGUUCAAGUUAUUUGAGUACGCGAUGUCUAAAGCAAUUAGGGCAGGAGCACAAUGAUGAGCUGAUCAAAACAAUAAUACAACACGACUUCUACGUAGAUGACCUAAUCACAGGCUCAGAUGACGAAAACGAGUUACGGUACAUUCAACAAGAAAUUGCAAAAACAUUAUCAUCAGGAUGUUUUAAUCUUAGAAAAUACAAAAGUAAUUUACCAACUUUAUUUCAAAAUUCUGACUUAAACUUACAGGACAACCUAACAAUAAGUGAGUCAACCAGUACUCUCGGACUUGGCUGGACUCCUCAAGCUGAUUGUUUUUACUUUCCCACUAAAGAAAGUACACAAAAUAAUAAAAUAACAAAACGUUACAUAAUGUCGAAUUCUUUUAGAAUAUUCGACCCAAUGGGCUUACUGAGUCCAACAAUAAUAAUACCUAAAAUGUUAAUACAAAAAUUAUGGCAACUAAAAUUGGACUUUGAUGACGAAGUUCCACAGGAUGUUCAAAAUGAAUGGGAGAAAUUCUCAAACAACUUGGUGUCACUUGAAAAUUUACAAAUUCCGAGACUCGUUCUAUGUGACACACCAAAAUCAAUAGAAAUGCACACCUUCAGUGAUGCGUCACAGGUAGCAUACGGGACGUGUAUAUAUUUACGAUCGAUAAAUGACAAUGGUGAAGUAUCAGUUAAGUUACUUUGUGCCAAAUCAAAGGUAUCUCCAAUUAAACCAACAACAAUUCCACGCCUUGAGUUAUGUGCCGCACUUCUUGCUUCUAAAUUAACUAAAGCUGUCAUCGAUUCAUUAAGAUACAAACCAACGCGCAUAGUUCACUGGUGUGAUGCUAGUAUCGUUAUCGGUUGGAUAAAUAGCGAUUUAACAAAACUUAAGGUUUUCGUAGCUAAUAGGAUACGUGAGAUUCGUGAACUUACGCAAGCUUCCGCCUGGAGAUACGUACCCACCUCUGCUAACCCAGCUGAUUUAAUCUCGCGGGGGGUAGACCCUAGACAGUUACCGUCUACGGAGUUAUGGUGGACAGGUCCUAAAUAUUUGCUGGAAGACGAGUCAAAAUGGCCUAUAUUAAAUCAAAAAAUUGAUGAGGACUUAACUGAAAUCAAAGUAAACACGGUUACGGUAUCUGAUAAGAUAUUUAAAAUUGAAAAUUAUUCUAACUUAACUAAAUUAAUGAGAGUCCAUGCUAUGGUAAUGAGAUUUAUUUACAAUAUAAAAAACCCUAAAUCUAGACGCGUAGGUAUCAUUAGCGUUGAUGAACUUAAUGAGUCAUUCGAGUCAUUAUGCAUUAUUGCUCAACGCGAGUCCUUUCCAGUUGAGUACGACCUGCUUAUUAAAAAUAAGGCAUUAAGUUCAAAAUGCAAAAUUCUAUCGUUAUCGCCGUUCUUAGAUAACAAAGUGAUAAGAGUCGGUGGACGUAUUGAUGCUUCAAACUAUCCAUAUGAAAAGAAGCAUCCGAUUCUACUUCAUUCGUCGCACCAUUUGACAAAACUAUUCUUCUUAAAAGAGCAUCUGCGUAACUUGCACGCUGGUGCACAGACAUUGCUAGCUGUAGCUCGGGAAACUGUUUGGGCAGUAAACGGUAGGCACCUAGCUAGGCGUACGGUUAAUAACUGCGUGCGCUGCAGACGCCUGCGUGGCAAAACAUUCUGUCCUAAGAUGGGAGAUCUCCCAUCACAGCGCAUAACACCAGAUUUUCCUUUUAAAUCUGUAGGUUUAGAUUUUGCUGGUCCCUUUUACAUCCUAAAUCGAAAGGGUAGGGGCAGCAGUUUAAUUAAGUGUUAUUUGUGUUUGUUCAUAUGCCUUAGAUUUAAGUGCGUUCAUUUGGAAGCAGUAUCUGAUUUAUCAAAAAAUGCAUUUAUCAUGACCCUUCGUAGGUACAUAGCACGAAGGUCAAAGCCGGCUGAAAUAUUUUGUGACAAUGGCCGAAAUUUCGUUUCCGCCGCGAAAGAGGUAGGUUCCUUUUUAAAGUCAAAUGCUGAAUCUCUAUCUGAUUUUGCCAGUCAGGAGGGCAUCAAGUUUAUAUUCACGCCUACUUACGCUCCUCACUUCGGCGGCAUUUGGGAAGCCGGCGUUAAGUCCGCCAAACACCACAUUCGUAGAGUCAUAGGAAAUAGCCACUUAACCUUUGAGGAAAUUUCUACAUUGUUUGCACAAGUGGAGGCUAUUCUGAACAGUCGUCCCUUGUGUCCUUUAUCCUCCUCUCCUAACGACCUUCUCUCCCUUUCCCCAGGGCACUUUCUCGUUGGACGCCCACUGACUGCAAUGCCAACGCCCACCCUGGACAAUUGCAAAGAAAACGCACUGCAGAGAUACAAUCGCAUUGAGAAAAUUCGACAGCAUUUCUGGCAAAGGUGGCAGAAGGAAUAUAUCUGCGAAUUACAGCAAAGGACCAAAUGGAAAACAAGCACAGAUAAGCUGAAGAUCGGAGAUAUGGUCUUGCUUCAAGAGGAUCACGUGCCACCCCUGUGCUGGCGCCUUGGACGAGUCGCACGCUUGUUCCCGGGACCAGACGGCAUCACGAGAGUUGCUGAUGUCACUACAACCCGAGGAUGCGUCCGGAGACCGCUAGUACGUCUCUGCCCGCUGCCGACGGCUGAAGAUUUUGAGAGCUGUUGAAAUGUGCUUUCAACGGGGGGGAAUAUGUUACGGCGCACAUACGCCUUAGAGUUUAGAUAUAGCAUUAUAUAAGUUAGGAAACAUUGCAUUGAUUAGCGUUUAGGCACUACUUUUUAUUGUGUAAUUGCAGGUAGAUUUUAUACAUUCUCUUCUAUUCACACCACGAUACGAGCUGUACCGUUUUUGAUUUAAACAAUUAAAAUACGUUGUAAAACCUCAAAAUCAGCUUUAAUUUGACCUCCAGU
This is a messenger RNA of Plutella xylostella (diamondback moth), 3140 nucleotides long. The record is from RefSeq and is a predicted model, not a curated record. Lineage: Eukaryota; Metazoa; Arthropoda; Insecta; Lepidoptera; Plutellidae.